CCGACCGCCACCCUCAGCACUCACGCUUAAGCCGAGGGGGAGUGUACACGCGUUCUCUCCAAGGUGCUUGUCACAUGGUUCCCACCCCGGCAUAAUUCAUCCUUUUUCCUCAUUAUUCGUCCGAGUUAUGUCCAAGCGAAGAUGAGUGAGUGCGCCGUGACCCCGAAAGCCCUCAUCUUCCUGCAGACCAAGGUUACCAACACCUAGCGACGGUGAAAACGGGUGAAAAUCAGAAGGUGAGGAGGGAGCGGGGAUCCAGGAGAGCGAGGAGGAGGCCAACUCAUGCAUUGACUUACACGGCUGAUGCGUACACAGCCCUGAAGGUGCACACACGGCCCUGAAGAGUAGAAGUGGACUCGUGUAAGAAGUUAAGAGAAGAAGAAGAAGAAGAAGAAGAAGAAGGAGAGAGGAAAGAGAGAGAAGCAAUAACAAGCAUCAUAUAAGAAGAAGAAGAAAAAGAAGAAGAACAGAACAAAGGAAGACAAUGGCUGGUGAAGGACAGGGAUCAGGAGGGGGAGGAGGAGGAGGAAUGGAAGUCGGCACAGGAGGAGGAGGAGGAGGAGGAGGAGGAAUCGAACUGGGGUGCCCUACCGAGACCCUCCUACCAAACAUCACCUCCUCCCCCGCCAAGCAGCCUCCGUCUUCUGCACCAUCCUCGGGCAUCACGCUUUCCCGCAAAAUCACGCUGCUUAAUGGCGUGUCUCUCAUCGUGGGCUCCAUCAUCGGCUCAGGCGUGUUCGUGUCCCCCGGAGGCGUGCUGGGCUACGCCGGCUCCCCCGUGGCGGCCCUGCUGGUCUGGGGGCUGUGUGGGGUCUUCUGCACCGUGGGAGCGUUGGCCUUCGCUGAGUUGGGCACCAUGCUUCCCUCUGCGGGCGGUGAGUACAGCUAUAUCCUCAAAGCCUUCGGGGGCCUUCCUGCCUUUCUCACGCUAUGGGUCAACGUGGUAAUCAUACGCCCCGCUACCCAGGCCGUUGUGGCGCUGACCUUCGCGGAGUACGCCGUGGCUAUGGUGCUACCCGCGCAAACCACCGGACCCCACUUCGAUGCCCCCGAUGAAUGCCCCGCUGCCGUUCAUGACAUCCCCGUGGUUCUACUUGCUGCCCUGGCCCUGUGUCUACUCACGGCCGUCAACUGUCUGAGUGUGCAGCUGACCAUGCGGAUUCAGACUGUGUUCACGGCGGCCAAGCUCCUCGCCCUGGCCACCAUCAUCGCGGCCGGCGCCCUACACCUAGCCGCCGGUAACACUCAGACCCUGUACCAGCACGCGUUCCAGGGGGGCGUGUCCAUGGAGGGGGUCCCGCUGGCCUUCUACUCCGGUCUCUUCGCCUACGGGGGCUGGAAUUACCUCAACUUUGUCACCGAGGAGCUCAAGAACCCGUACAGGAACCUCCCCCGGGCCAUCAGCAUCGCGCUCCCCCUGGUGACCUGUGUGUACGUGCUGGCUAAUGUGUCCUACCUCGCUGUUCUCACCCCCGCGCAGGUCCUCGCCUCCCCCGCCGUGGCCGUGUCCUUCGGCCGCGAGGUUCUUGGCCCUCUACAAUAUUGGGUUCCAGUGUUCGUGGCGCUGUCCACCUUCGGGUCCCUCAACGGCAUCCUCUUCACUUCUGGGCGGCUCUUCCUGGCGGGGGCGCGCGAGGGACACCUGCCCCCCGCCCUCGCCUUCAUUCACCUUAGGGCCAAGACGCCGGUGCCCGCUCUCCUGCUCACGUGUUUCCUCUCCCUCCUGAUGCUCCGCGCCGACAUCUUUUUCCUCAUCAACUCCCUGUCCUUCGCGCUGUGGUUGACCAUCGGCGGGGCGGUGGCGGCGCUCCUGUGGCUGAGACGCACACACCCACACCUCCAUAGGCCUAUCAAGGUGCACACGGCCCUCCCCACGCUGGUGUUGAUAGGCUGCGUGUACCUGGUGGUGGUGCCGGUGGUGCGGGAACCCUCGAGUACUGGUGUGGGUGUGCUAAUGACGCUCUCAGGUGUUCCCGUGUACCUGGUGGGUGUGAUGUGGCGGGGGAAGCCGGCGUGGGUGACGGAGCUGCUGGAUUCCUCCACCCAUUUCCUGCAGAAGAUCCUGAUGGUGGUGGAGCCGGAGGUGGCGCCCCCCUCCCCCGCCACCCCCACCCCCCUCUGAAUGCCUAGGGGGGGGGGGGGGAGAGAGAGAGAGAGAGAGAGAGAGAGAGAGAGAGAGAGAAUGAAUGAAUAAUAGAAAGAAAGAAAGAAAAAGAAAAAGAAAAAGAAAGAAAGAAAGAAAGGAUUGAGUGAAUGUUAAGUGUGUGUGUGUGUGUGUGUGUGUGUGUGUGUGUGUGUGUGUGUGUUACCCAUUGAUGAAACACAUACACAUAUAUAUAAAAAAAGGUAUUUAUACAUAAUUUUAAAAAAAAUCAUGCAACUCAAAUUAAUUAUAUAUGCAAGAUUAUAAUUAGUUGCAGUAGUAGUAGUAGUAGUAGUAGUAGUAAUAGUAAUAGUAGUAGUAGAAGUAGUAAUAGUAGUAGAAAUAGUAGUAAAACAUUAACAAUUGUGUAUAUCUGAUGAGGCCUUGAACUACAAACAGAAUCACAAAUAACAAUAAUAAUAAUAAUAAUAAUAAUAAUAAUAAUAAUAGGAAGAUCUGACCACACCAUAUUUAAAGGGACAAUUAUUAUUAUUUUUAUUAUUAUUAUUAUUAUUAUAUCAAAAUUAACGUAUAGAAUCUCCCAUAAGUAUUUUCUCCCCUCAUAAGAAUGGAUUUAUAUAUUUUUCUUUCUCUAUUAAAGGGAAAUGAUGUUGAUGUUUGUAGAGGAGAAGGAAGAACAAGAGGAGGAGGAGGAGGAGUUUAAAAUGUUUGUUAUAUGUAAAGGAAGAGAAGGAAGAGGAAGGAAGAAGAGGAGGAGGAGGAGCUUAAAAUGUUUGUUAUGGAGGAAGAGAAGGAAGAAGGGAGAGGGAGGAAGGGUUUUUAAAUGUGUGAGUUUAAGAGGAGGAGGAGGAGGAAGAAGAAGAAGAAGAAGAAGAGUUUAAAAUGUUUGUGAAAGAAUUUGUUGCUAAAGGAAUUUGAUGUUGUAAGGAAUUGAAGAUUUCCCCCAAAACUUAAAUUCUCAGCUGUUUAUUUAUUUACUUUUUAUAUUUAUUAUUAUUUCUAUUAUUUCAUUCAUUAUUUCUUGUAUUUUAUUUAUUAAUGUAUUUAUCACUGUAUUUUAUUUUAACCUCGACUUGGAAUUUUGUUUUUAAGAGAUUAUAAUGAGUGUGUGUGUGUGUGUGUGUGUGUGUGUGUGUGUGUGUGUGUGUGUGUGUGUGUGUGUACUGAAUAUGUAUACAUGUGCCUGCUCGACUUACAUACAUACAGGCGUGUGCAUCUGUUUGUAUUUGUGUGCGUAAAAAUAGUUCAUGUAUGUGUGUGUGCGCGUGUGUGGUCACUUAUAUAUUACCCAUGUGUACGUAUGUGUGUCCUUACAUAUUAAUACCCACGUGUGUGUGUGUGUGUGUGUACAUAUACCAUAUCAUGACUGUGUGUGUGUGUGUGCGCAUAUAUACAUAUCCUGUGUGUGUCUAUGUAGUCUUAUGUACGCGCAGCAGUAUUAUUCCUAUCCAUGAACGUAUAGUGUGUGUGUGUGUGUGUGUGUGUUUCUGUGCGUAUAUACAUAUUCUGUGUGUGUGUGUGUGUCUAUGUACGCACAGCAGUAUUAUUCCCUCUCCAUGAACGUAUAGUGUGUGUGUGUGUGUGUGUGUGUGUGUGUGUGUGUUGUUCUGCAUUUAAAAUAACGAUUGCAGAUAAACACCAAAAUAUUAUGCUCACACACGCACACACGCACACACACACGUCACCGAUCAAAAUGUUUAUGUAUUGUGUUUGUUGAAGAUGGAGGAGGAGGAGGAGGAGAAGCUUCAAGUGUUUGUUAAAUGUAUAGGAGGAGAAGGAAGAAGAGGAGGAAAAAGGGUUUUUAAAUGUGUGUUUAGGAGGAGGAAGGAGGAAAAUGUUUUGUUAAAUAAUAGGGUUGAGAAUAAUGUUUAGAAAUAAUUAUGCUAAACCGAGGAGGAGGAGGAUAAGAAGGAGGAAAAAGAAAAAGAAGAAGCAAAACAAUGAAGAAAGAACCAGGAAGAAGGAAAACAAGUGCAAGAAGAAAACAAAGAAGAAGAAUUAGUCACAAGAAGAAGAAGAAGAAGAAGGCAACUAAGAAUAUUAUUAUUAUUAUUGCAACCUUCCCUUCUACACCUGGUGAGUUACUUAAUAACCUAACUUACCUGUACAUCAAGGUAGGAGGGUUAAAAACAGUGUAAUAUUCCAUCCAGUAUUUUAUUAUUAUUAUUAUUAUUAUUAUCAGAAUGUUGAUGUUUGUAAAGUUGUCAGCUAAUAAAAUCAUCUCUGUGCA
Eriocheir sinensis (Chinese mitten crab) is the source of this 4334-nucleotide messenger RNA. Its product is annotated as large neutral amino acids transporter small subunit 1-like. The transcript has 13 exons. Gene Ontology annotation, biological process: amino acid transmembrane transport. Gene Ontology annotation, cellular component: membrane. Gene Ontology annotation, molecular function: L-amino acid transmembrane transporter activity. NCBI's taxonomy places the organism in Eukaryota, Metazoa, Arthropoda, Malacostraca, Decapoda, Varunidae. Bases 485 to 2122 code for a protein of 545 amino acids. The record is from RefSeq and is a predicted model, not a curated record.